ACAUUCAAUCGGCUCACAGCACUAUCAAGACGAGAUUCUGAAUGGUUCACACACUUCCCAAGAAAAGGAGAGUUUUUCAAGAAUAUUGAUCGAAUUCUAGCUGAGGAUCGAUGGGAGGUACAGCAUCAGUGCAUCAAAUUCUUACAGGAAGCUAUGGCGACGUUUGGAUCGAAUCUGGAGUAUUGUAUCUGCUACCUAAUGCCAAAUCUCGUGCCAAAACUAGGAAGCUCGAAAAUCACCGUUCGUAAGAUAUCCAUACAAGCUAUACAGACAUUUCUGAGGUUGAAACCAGACGCGCUCGGUUCCGUUUUGAAAACUCUCUCCAGUUUCUUACUGACUUCUACAGACCGUGCAACCAAAGGCGAAGUGGUGAAAGAGUUUCCAGCAAUGUUUAUUCCAGAGCUUGCUCAAUGGGACUGGUCAACCUUGCUGGAUGCUUUGACGAAGCUUAUGGCAACCUCGGAAACGGAAUUAGCAGAGGGGGCAGCAUUAGCUGCAAAAAAACUGGAAGGCAAGUUAUGUCUCGUAGAUUAA
Strongylus vulgaris is the source of this 534-nucleotide messenger RNA. Lineage: Eukaryota; Metazoa; Nematoda; Chromadorea; Rhabditida; Strongylidae. The record is from the annotation of a GenBank genome assembly.